Gastrolobium bilobum is the source of this 2461-nucleotide messenger RNA. Its product is annotated as serine/arginine-rich splicing factor SR34A. The record is from RefSeq and is a predicted model, not a curated record. Gene Ontology annotation, molecular function: mRNA binding. Gene Ontology annotation, cellular component: ribonucleoprotein complex; nucleus; cytoplasm. NCBI's taxonomy places the organism in Eukaryota, Viridiplantae, Streptophyta, Magnoliopsida, Fabales, Fabaceae. The transcript is spliced from 12 exons. The coding region runs from base 1183 to 1992 and encodes 269 amino acids.
GUUCCUUGAAUCAUACCUCUCUUUCUGAAUUUGCAUUUAUUUCAUUCCUCUGUUCGAUUAUUGAUGACCCUGUGUUCAUCUAGGGUUUUGAGGUGAAUUUGACCUCAAUUCCAUCGGUGAGCUUAGAAUUUUCACUUGGUUCAUAAUUCCUAACUUUGGAUUUGCCUGCGCGAUAUUGGUUAUUGUUGACACGUCCUGAAGACUCUACUUAACAAUUACAUCGAAAAUGUUUGUCAGUGCUUCAUUGACCCAGUUGUAAUCUGCAUUACGUUUUAAUUUGAAUUUUCAUUCUCUAUAUAUUUUUUACGCUUUCUUUUGAUGUUGUGUAUCGGAUUUAUUAUAGGAGGCAGCCUCCAAAUUAGAUGAUUUGGUUGUCUCUUAUGGCUGCGUUUUACUGGGGUGAAAUAUUUAUAAGAGGUUGAAGAACCUGGUUACCGGCUAUUCCACUUUAACUUGUGAAUUUUAGGGUCACAAUAGUACCUCGAACAAAGGUUUCGUUCUAAUGAACGGUUUGUGUAUAUAGAUGUGUAUUUCAGAUAGGGAGGCUAGAGAAAUGUAGUUCCACUACAUAUCCAGGGCAAUUAAGUUGCUUAACAAGUAUGUCCCAAUACAAAUAGCGGUCAUGUUGCAAAUUUUUGCCAGGGUUGAUUUUUCAAUGCUGUUAAAAAGAGAACUGAGUGAGGUAAAUGCUUAAGUGUAUGUCGAUCUUAAUUUGAUCUUAUGACACCAAUGCUUUCUUUAUGAUAGAUGACAAGCGCUUGGACAAAUAUGAGCUUUGCAAUCAAACAUAGGGAUAUAGAGUGGGAGUGGGAGAAUCGGGGUGGAGUUAUGGUUAUUUUUUUAAAUAUUUGGAGAUUCUUGCUCACUCUCAGAAGAUGUAUGCCUGCUAAUAUUCUGGAAAGGAUGAGGAGAUCAAAUUUAUUUUCAAUAUUGUUAUAGCUUUGGAGCAUCUUGGAGCAAAUGAGCAAUGGAGCUUGUGGAGCACGGCUCACCUCAAGGAUUGCUCUCUUGGUUUGCUUCAUAGUUUCGGUUUUAUUUAUUUUUGUGAAAUCAUUAGUGUAAUGAUGAUGAUAACAAGACGUUUCAGGUUUAGGCGUGGCUUCGGAAAGUGAGAGAAAUCUUCUUUACUGAUGAGCUUCCAAUUUUGUUUGUAGAGAAGCUGUGUAAAUUCUUCUAUAAGAUAUGAGUGGUCGGUUUUCUCGCACAAUUUAUGUUGGCAACCUGCCCUCCGAUAUAAGAGAAUCCGAAAUUGAAGAUCUAUUCUACAAGUAUGGCCGUAUAAUGGAUAUUGAAUUGAAGAUCCCUCCCCGCCCUCCAUGUUAUUGCUUUGUUGAGUUUGACAAUGCUCGAGAUGCAGAAGAAGCAAUUCGGGGUCGAGAUGGAUACAACUUCGAUGGUUGCAGGUUAAGGGUGGAGCUUGCCCAUGGCGGUAGAGGGCCAUCAUCAAGUGACCGACGGGGAUACAGUGGCGGUGGCGGUGGCGGUGGAGGUGGAGGUGGUGGCGGCCGCGGUGGCGGUGAUGGAGGUGGUGGGGGGCGUUUUGGGGUCUCACGCCAUUCUGAAUUUCGAGUUAUUGUUCGUGGACUCCCAUCUUCUGCAUCAUGGCAAGAUUUGAAGGAUCAUAUGCGAAAAGCUGGUGAUGUUUGUUUUGCUGAGGUUUCCCGUGAUAGUGAAGGGACUUUUGGUCUUGUUGACUACACUAAUUAUGACGACAUGAAAUAUGCUAUUCGGAAACUGGAUGACACUGAAUUUAGAAAUCCUUGGGCUAGAGCUUAUAUUCGGGUGAGGAAGUAUGAGAGUAGUCGUUCACGGAGCCGCAGCAGAAGCCCCAGCAGGAGCAGAAGUCCAAAGAGGGCUAGAAGCAGAUCUUUGGAGCGAUCUGUAUCUAGGUCACGAUCUAGAUCCAGAUCAGCAUCACCAAUCAAAUCUUCCAGGCCAAGAUCACGUUCACGAUCUGGAUCUCCACGCCAGGUGCUGUCAGGUAGCGGUUGAUUUACGGAUCAAAGCAGGUGGUUCUCUGGAGUUACUGUCCCAUUCUUGGGCAGUAUUAGCAUUAUGUUUGAGUUGGUUUAAUUUGUUUGAUGGAAAAUCAUUAAUGAACCAGAAUUGUUUUCUUGGUAAUUCAUCCGUUUGCUGAUUCUGUAGGGCCUAAACUUGUUUGAUGUGCUGCUACCAAUUUGGCUUUAUUUCGUUUAAACAAGAAUGUUGGAUGUCAGCCUACCGGUUGCACUUUUCAACGAGUUAGUAUGAAAUUGAUUAGUAUUUUAAAUGUUUUUUUUAAGUUUUGCAAGGAGGAAAUUUAUUUUAUAAUUAAUGAGAUUCACUGGCGCACCAUCAUCUAAACUUAAUCCGUUGGGAUGAGUGAAGUGCUAGUUCGAUACAAAUUACGAUCUUGUGACAAUAUGUAGCAUUUGAGCGGCAAACUAUGUUUUGAUACUUGGUGUUGAUUCGAGUGCAACCA